AUGUUGGGGCACACAUACCUCCCGCCGCCGCAGCGAGCAGACAGCUUGGAUCUCCUCGCACUCGAUGCAGUUGGGUUGCAAGACAGCUUUGAUCUGGCCGCCGGCGCCAAUUGCGAGCCGUUAGGAGCGCUGUCGAAGACGGCGCGGGGAGAUCUAGAUUUCGCGAAGCCUUUGGCAUCCGGAGCUAACGCAACGUCGAGGGCGAAGCAGCAGCGAUUAUCAGUUCAGCUAGAUACUUUCGAGUCCACCGAGGGCCAGGAGGAGAGUCGGGUAGUCGACAUUGUUCGCAAAUCGCAAAUCGCGACUCCUGGCGCAGUUAUUACCAAUCCAUCGCGCAACAUUUCCUCGUGUGGUACCAACCACCAGGCAAACCAUAUUUUGGCAAACGCAUACGAGGAUUGCUCUAUCAAGGAGCAAGUUCAGAACCAGUUGGCAGGUCAGUUCGAAUGGUUGAUCAUACGCCCAGCGCCAGCAACUUCAGCCGGGCACCAUGUCUCCCACACAACAAGCGAGAGCGAGAGCGACAUCUCCAGCGGGUCGAACGGGAAAAUGGUAUUCGGCUGCAAUUUGCUGUUUCGCAAGCGGCGAUCAGCCUCUAGGAAGGCCGGUGUCGGGUGUCCCUUAGCUAACAGCUACACUUUUAUAGCCACUCCUCUGGGGGUUGAUGCUAGCAUAGUGUUGCAGAACGAAGGGCCAGAGGGCCGAAACAUCAUGGCUGCCAUGUCGAAUGAUACCCAGGGUACCUACCUGGAUGCUUAUCAAAAACCAACUUCAACGAUUGAUGUCAUGGAGCAAGCCGUGUCACCCUCACUGACCGUUUUCAGUGAGAGGAGUGGCAGCUUUGCGGAUGGAUCCUCACGAGCUGGGUCUUUUUCACUGCCAAGGAUCGAGGACUCACUCGCUGAGCUCGAUCAGCUCGAGGAUGAAUUAGAAGCUGUUACAGCCAUCGCAAACUCCAAAAGCGGGGGAUCCUCCGAUCGUGGGAAGUCCCAACCGACUCAAGAGCCCGUGAUUGAUACGAAGAAGGACAAGGCUAGAAAGCGCGUCACACUGGCGAUCCCUCAGGGCGCCGCGACUGUGCGAGCAAAAUCCAGUGAGAAGAUACGGCCAGCGCUCCGGCGGAGCAGCUCAUUGACUCUACGAAGUCGCCCAACCGAGGAACAGAAAGUCCUUGUUUCAGUACAGAAUGAAGCUUCGCAGCCAAGGACCUCAGUAGCUCCUCGCUCGUCGGGCUCCAAGCCAAUGGUCACUUCGACAAAACCGCUUACAGUACCUAAUUUUGAACUCCCCGGCGAGGCUGUCGCUCGCCGACUAAAGGAACAGCGUGAAGCCCGCCGGGCACAACAACAAUCUACUGCGCCAAAGGCUUAUGUUGCACCCCCACGCCCAAAAUCCGACAAACCUUUGACGAAACCAUCCUUCGAGCUUCCUGGAGAGGCAAUCUCCCGGCGGAAACGAGAAGAGCGUGAGGCCAGACUGAAAGCUCAAGAAGAAGAAGAUCGUAAAAAGCGCGAGUUCAAGGCUCGUCCGGUCAGACAGAGUACAGGUCCAAUUCCCACUAUUCGCGCUCAGAAACCAAAAGCGGCCAUCAGUUCAGAUCUUAGUCAGAAGCCUCCUGCAGACACAACAUCGAAGGUCAAACAAACAUCCGCCGGCCCGGUGAAUUUUUCAUCAGCUGCACUAACUAUCGGUAAAGCUGCAGGCCGCCGAGGCCGAGUGUCGUUCAUCGAGCCUCCUGACGACGCAAGCCGCGGGACAUCUGAGUCGGCUAGAAGCACAUCUGGGAAGCGCAGUUCGGUAUCUGUUGAAGAAGUAGUGAACCAGCGGGCAAGAGGUAAGGAGAUUCUCAUCCAGGAUAAUAGCUUCAAGAUCAACCGGGAGCGCGAGAAGCGGGAACGAGAAGAGGCUGCGAAAUCGGCAAGGCAGCAGGCCGCCGAACGCUCUAGGGCAGCGAGCCGAGAAUGGGCAGAGAAGAAGCGGCGAAAAGAAGAGGCCCUCCUUCGAAAAGCUGCGCAGUCGAGCGAGGAGAGGAAGGGUUCGAGUGCUUGA
This is a messenger RNA of Clonostachys rhizophaga, 2049 nucleotides long. The record is from the annotation of a GenBank genome assembly. NCBI's taxonomy places the organism in Eukaryota, Fungi, Ascomycota, Sordariomycetes, Hypocreales, Bionectriaceae.